Molecule: messenger RNA, 1168 nt
Organism: Tripterygium wilfordii
Lineage: Eukaryota; Viridiplantae; Streptophyta; Magnoliopsida; Celastrales; Celastraceae
Exons: 2
Coding region: 183-962 (259 amino acids)
Source: RefSeq, a predicted model, not a curated record
GUUUAACAAAUAAAAAAUGUCGCCAUUGAAGCUUUUCUCAGCUCUCCCGACAGCGCGAGGUCGUCAAAUUGCCCUCAACCUCUCUCUUCUUCUCUGAUCUGUUUUCUUCGACUGCACGCCAAUCGCUUGAGCUCUCAUUUCUCGGCCUUUUAUCAGGAUUUCAACUUGCAUCUAGUUCAAACAUGGGAGAUGUCCUGACAGAAAUUCCUCCACCUUCAAGAUUCUUUCAAGAGGAUCUCAGCAACUUCACGCCUCCAGUGCCACUUAUUCCUUCUCCUUUCCUUGUAUUCUCUAAUCCCAAGCCUGAAGAGCCUCUACGUCCAUCUCUCCUAAUUAUUGCCAUAUCCCGCCCAUCUCUCCACCUAUUUCACCAUGUUACCGCAAAAACCCUAGUUGGAAGUCUCAUACUCCCUGAGAUUCCCUUCUCAGGCAACUCUGUGGAACCCUCACUUGGAGACAAAUCUUGCAACAUUUAUUCCAUCAAUGAUGCUGCUAGUUUGGUUCUUCUAGUUUCUGUUCAGUGCCCCAUUGCUGCUGAGAGGUCUCAUAUGGUGGCAAAGUUGCUAAUUGGGGAAAAGAUUAUUCCUGAGAGGGUUUUAAUUCUUGAUUCAAUUCAGAGCAAGAGCUUCCGGGGUAAGCUCUCACCAGAUGAGACAUAUGCCUACAAGCUGGAGACAUCAUGUGAAAGGAAAGCAUUGGCUGAUGGUUGUAGAGAUCCUGUGUUACUGAAGGACUUGGAAUAUUUUCCAUCAGGAAGUGUUGUAGAUGGGCUGGCUGCUGCCCUUUUGGCUCGAUGUGAGAUCAAGCAUAUUAAGGGAACUCUUAGUGUUUCAUGGCCUGAACAUGGCCCCUCUGUGGUUGCUAUGGUUAAAUCUCUACUGCACACAAAAAUGCUGCCUGGCUUGGACACUAGCCAGUAUGGUGAUCAGGAGGAUAAAUAUCAGCAACGUCUUUAUACCUGAUUAACUGGAUUUUAAAUGUGAUGAACUGGGUUUUUUUAGAUCUGACAAAGGGUAUGGCUAAGAAUGUAAUUCUAGUCUUCUCUCUGUGAGUUUGAUCCCUCUAUUUCAAGGUUUUGAUUAUAUUUGCAUCUUGUUGAUUUAUGGAAAGAAUGUUGUCGUUAUACAGAAUGUGUUGUGCUAAUCCCAUCUUGGUCCAUCUCUGUCAA